Molecule: messenger RNA, 3819 nt
Organism: Bursaphelenchus xylophilus (pine wood nematode)
Lineage: Eukaryota; Metazoa; Nematoda; Chromadorea; Rhabditida; Aphelenchoididae
Source: the annotation of a GenBank genome assembly
AUGACCAACAUUUUGAUUUUACUCUUGAUAAAUGUGAUGGCCACAGUCUCUUUUGAUGUCAAUCCCAAUAUCAACGCUACUCUAAGACGAUACGCGACCGAAGAUGAGAAUAGAGAAGAGAAUCAAGUGAGUGUCAUCACUUUUUCGCCUUAUUUUGAAUUUAUUUGGACGGGUUUUGUCUAAAAUAAUAUAAAAUUAUUUGAGCUUGCCUAAAACGAAUGUACGCUCACUAUUUACAAGCAAUUUACGAUAUCCUGGAUACCCGAUACUUCCAAAAAUUUUACUCUUUCAACCGUAAAUGCAACAUUUUUUUGCGAAAAUUGAAAUGUCUGGUUAUGACGUCAUCAAAGUUGAAUUCAAAUGGAAAUAUUGGGAUUAUUUUAGGUAAUAAACUCAAGAACAAAGCCGGAAUGGAUGGUGACUCUCGGCAGGGAUACUUAUGGCCUCUCCUUGACUCCUUAUAACUAUCCAAAUUUGAGGUUGAAGUCGAUGAAUGUUUUUUAUGACAAACAGGAGAAGCCAUUGUAUAUUACAGUCCACGAUGACAUGGACAACUUGAAUUUGAUUGGAAAUUCGAUGCCAAUUAGUUUAGAGAGGCUCAAGGAGAAGAUGCGGUGAGUUAGGUGAAGAUUAAGGAGAAUUCAGGUUUUCGUGGUGGGACAUAAAAUGACGACUUUGUGAAGGCAAAAAAGCUAUUGGAAUCGCCAGGAGGCGUUGGUUAGCUCAAAAUUGAAUUGGGAUUUUUAUUCAGCUAUCCUUUAGCGUUUAUUUGCUAAAAAAUCCGCUAUAAUGAAAGAUUCUUCGGAUUCUUCCAGACUUUUUUUUCACUUUUCUUUUAAUAAUGGAAAAGUCUAGGGUUUUGCAACGAAAACAUCUUGAUCAAAACCCGCUAGAAGAGUAUGCAUUUUAAUUUUAGCGAGAAAUUCGAAUUGGGCCAGAUUCUAAUCGAAGCUUGCGCAUCAAUAAGACCGGAUGGAAAGCUGAUGAUGAACACUUUGUGGGCAGAAAACCCCGAGGCCGAUUCGGACCUUUUCAUCUUCGACGGCGAUGAAAAGAAUCCAGAGAAAUUUCUGAGUCCCACCAGUCUACCCAUUAGUUUGUGUGGAUUUAGGUAUAAAGUAAGCAAAAAAUUACAACUUUUCAAUCAGAUAUAACUUAAUUUUUAACACAAAAAUAAUGUUCAUCGCUAUUUAGGGAAAAGAUCAGUACCUUUUGGUGACAGUCCGGCCAAAAAGACGAGUGGAAAUGCAGGUUUCUCAAGUCAAAUUACUCUUCAACAAGCCGCUAAAUGAAUGCCUAAAGGAAGAUAAAGAGCUUGCGGGUCAAUUUUUUGUCGCUCAAAAGUUCACAAUCCACUAUUCCGGCGACAUUGUAAGAUUUGAUACAAUUUCCAGGCCAAAUGUCAUUAUUUUUGGGUUUCGGACAAGUUAUACGAUGAAAGGUGUCGGAUGACUUAAAAUACAGUAUGACAUUUGGCUUUAGAUUGACUAAAUAUACUCUUUAUAGUCUAUUUUGAAGAUUUAGAAAUUUUUGGAUUAUCAUACUGUAUAAAAAUUUAGUUGAAAUGCUCGGCCAUUUACUGGAAUCAGCACGGUGCGGCUCAUCGAAUUACAGUAACCAACAAUACUGUAUUAAAAGAUCACAUGGAGAAACGAGAGAAUUUUACAAAAUACAAUUCACUGACGCCAAAGUCGGUCUCCAUUGCCAACAAUUCCAUGGUGAUUUUGUGGAGUAAUCUCCCGAUUUGGCCGUUCCCUUCGGCCCCCUCAUUACUCACUUAUGACCGGUAAUUCUUAGACGUUUUAUUACCAUAUUGGUUUUAUUUCAGCCCCAUCCCAUUUCAGUACAUUUCGGGGAUGAACAUGGAGUUGCCAACAGAUUUAUUGAGCUAUCUGAACAACCGAGUUGUAACUUUUAUGGAAAAACUUGAUAUUCCUGGAUUGUCGUUGGCUUUGGCUAAGAAUGAGUUACUAAAAUUGGCUGUUUGUGGGUUUUCAAAGUUUAAAAUCAAAGGUUUUAAUUUAGCUUUAUGAGUUUUGAUAAAAAAUUUAUAUUAACCAUGAACGAAAUUGAUAUAAAUUCGCAAAAAUUUUUUAGCAUUCGGAUAUUCCGACGUGAUGAAGAAAAUUACGCUGACUCCAGACGAUAAAAUACGCAUAGGCUCGAUUAGUAAGACGAUUACAUCGACCGGAAUCUUCUUAUUGGUCGAGAGCGGAGAUCUGGGGAUCGACGAAAGGGUCUUCGGAUUUGCUGGUAUUUUUGGUAAGGGAAUUUAAUAAAUUUAUCUUCUUUUUUACACUACAUGUAUAAUUUUUAAUAGUUUUCACACUUUUAUUUGCGACAUUUAAUUCAAAUUAAAUUUUUCCGCAAUUUUUGGCAUUCUGUUUCAAGGUAUGGAUCUUGCAGUUUUAAUGUUGUAACGAGGUAAUUGAUACUCUGAAUAGAUCGAAGAAGCCAAAGUUUUAAAAAAAUUGGCGAUUUAAUGGUUUUUAGUAUGGUAUUCAUGAGAGCUUUGGUAUAUCAUUUUUGAGAUCUUCUUGUUAAAUUUUAGUGUCCAAUUGUAAGCAAAAAUAUAGAACAAUAAUUUCCCAAUACUCACGCAUUCACCCAUGAACUUUAAGGUAUGGAUAUGGCCGUAAACGACUCCUAUCCCCGUUAUGUCGAUGAAAUCACGGUCCGUCACCUCCUCUCUCACACCGUUGGUGCUUGGUCCAAUGUGGGUGAUGACCCGGUGUUCAAGUCCGAGAAGACGUCAGUCACUGAAAUGAUUCGCGAAACCAUCUCUAAACAUCCACUGACCAAACCCCCAGGGCUUGAGUAUCAAUACUCGAAUGUUGGCUAUGCAAUCCUGGGGAAAGUGAUCGAAUAUAGGAGUGGAAUGCCGUACAAUGAAUUUAUAAAUCGAAGGAUCUUCAUUCCCAUCGGGUUGGGACGACAGAUGACGUUGAGUGGGAGGUUUAGAGCUCCUCCAGAGUAAGGAUUUCAUUGCUUAUAUUUCUUCAGCAUAAAUGAAAUGUUGGCAGAACCUCUUUGUAGCUCUAUUCCGGCCCUACGACAAUUUUGAUCGAAAUUUUCAAUGAUUUCCAGAUAUUAUCUUUGAUGACUUCAAUUUUUGUACAAAAGUCAUCGUUUUCUAAACUUUUUUCUCUACAACCCAGUGUAAUUUGACGGCAAUUUCUCUUCCAGAGGCUCGGUUCUCUACUACGCGACACCAGACUCCCCUGACGACCCCUACGACCUUCCCCAUCCCUCAGUUCUUGAGGCCUGUUGUGGAUGGGUGUUGUCGCCUUCAGCUACCGUUAAAUUCUUAACCCAUGUCGAUGGAUUUCCCUUGAAGAAGGAUAUAAUCCGUCUGGAGUCGUUUUAUCAAAUGGGAUCACCUACGAGGCAGUCCAAUUACACUUAUGGGUUUGGUUGGUCGAUAAAUGAACGGGGAUUCAACGGGAGAUCUCAUCAAGGACAGAUGCCUAGCUCACUCAGUUUCCUGGUCCGCACGGACAGUGGGAUCGAAUUGGCUAUUUCGAUGAAUAGAGUGAGUAUCUUCGAGUAGUGAUGUCAUCUUUUUGGACCACUUAUGUUACACUAGACAUCAAGUAGAAUACGUUGAAAUUUUAGCAGACUAAAAACGCCUCUAGAUGUCCAAAUCGAUAAUGAUGGGACAUAACAAAAAAUUUUAUCCGUCUUUACUUUCAGUACCCUCAACGAUUCAUCGGUGACACAGAACUUGCCUAUCUUGCUCAUCACAUCACCUCCGUUUUUGAAGGCCCGGACCUAAACGGGAUCGACCAUUUUAUGGACAAUGAAGUUGUCGUAUUCUAG